AUGACGAGCGUUAAGCUGUUUCUUUUUAAGACUAUUUUGUCUCGGCAAGAGGCAGAACGCAAUGUCUUGCUCACAGAGUCAAACUCCCUACUAAAGGCCAAAGAAAGUGCCGAUGUCACCAGUGUAAAUCCUUCCAAAGGAAGUACAAAUGGAGCGGUUAGGUUAACAAUUGCAGGUAACGGCUUCGCCCAGAAUCAGUUUAACUAUGGGGAAGGAAACUCUCACCUCGGUAACACUGUCACACUGGUAUCGGGGACCCAUCAGUUUGACUGUCCCAUUCAUAAAGAUGGUACCCACGAGACACAGAUCCAGUGCGAUACUCUUCGUAUGCCGGCUGACUCAUACUCAGUUAAAGUAGCUGUUGAUGGGGUUUCAAUCGACGACAGCAACAUAUGUAACGACUGUCCUUUUGCUCCUAGUGAUUCAAACACACCAACCGUUACUUCUAUUGAGCCUCGUUCUGGUCCUCCAGGUACAAUUAUAACACUUUCUGGAAAGAUCUUCACAGAUAUGUAUGGAAGUAACAAGGAUGAAAGUUCCAAUGGGAAAACAGUCAAUAUUGUACGAGUUUAUGUUGGGGGUCAAAAUUGUGAGCUGAAGCAAGCAGAUGACGUAUUUUAUGGGAUCCAGUUGGACAACAACGGUGACAGUGAUGAUGGUUAUAUCAAAUGUAAAAUCGGAGUGAAUGGCACUAAAAUAGGGAACAUCAAUGGCACUUUCAUCAUUUCUGAUGAGUACGGAAGGGCUGAACCAAGUAAGGACUUAUACCAAGUCAGUGGGAAUUACCAGUUCUACAUGUUCCAGACUUACGCUGAGAUAACCUCGGUCACCCCAGCCACUGGCAGUGUGGAGGGUGGAACCCUGAUCUCCAUCAACGGAAAUAACUUUGACGAAUCUCGCACUGGUGCCGUUGUAAUGGUUGGAGGUACGCCCUGUACUAUAAAGGGCGCCGUGAGUAAAACACUGAUUACAUGCGAGACUGCAGCUAAACCGGUAUCGACUCCAGCCAAACAUGCAGGAAACCGUGGUCUAAAGCUUGAGAUCUGGAAUGCCACCACAAAGACACAGGCUCUUUUGUCCGAAGUUGGAGCUCUAGACAGUAGUGCCGGAGACUACUUCACGGAUUUCCUAGAUGAGGCAUACUACACUGACAGUACCAUGGAUAAUAUGGUCACGAAAAUGAGCGGAUUCUUCAAACCACCUUUUGACGGAUCCUACAGUUUCCAUAUCAUGGCAGAUGAUGGGGCUGAACUUUAUCUCAGCACUGACGAUGACCCUGCCAAUAUGGUGAGAAUUGCUUACGCGGGACUUACAAGCAACUAUGAUAGCGCCAUUAGUCAGAGUUCCUCAAGGAAAAACCUGGCCAAGGCUAACAGAUAUUAUAUGGAAGUCUAUCACCGUGAAGGAACAGUUGGGGCGUACGCCAAAGUUUCAGCUCGCUUCUACGAUACAAAUUUAACAAGGGCUUACACAAACAACGCUAAGUCGGAAGUUCAAAAGAUAGAGGUUACAUCUACCAUUAAACGUGAGAUCCAGGAUAUCACCUUCUCUGGUUUUACUACCGGAUCUUCGACCUCUGCUGUACAGGAAGUCACAAUUGAGGAGAAAGUAUCUGGAUCAGGAGGCCAGUUCAGAUUGUCCCUUUACAAUGCGUUUACAGAUUUAAUCGCGUUCCAGGCGGACUCCGCUGAUGUAGCGACAGCUAUCAAUAAGCUCCCAGUGUUUAGUAGCGGUGAAAGUGUAUCUGUUACGUCACAAACUACCUCCACGAACGGCUUCAAAUACACAAUCACCUUUACAUCGGAUAGGGGAGACUUCCCAGCCUUUGAUUUCGAGACUUCAGCUUCACUUACAGUGAGCGUAACCAAGACAACAACUGGAGUUCCGAGUGGUGCAGUGGUGGCUUUGUCUAUUGCUGGAGUUCCUGCACCGCUCUUGUCACCAGGGGCGUCAUCUAGCGAGGUACAAACUGCAAUGGAGACACUCUUCAGCACAAGAUGUCCGUCACAUAUAUCGAGCCCUGCUGGAAAGAAAGUGCAGUACACAUUUGAAUCUUCCUCUUCUACCCCGUCCUACAACCGAUAUAACCGUUUUAAAGAAAUGGAAGCCUUCUGCGGCAAGUUUGUCGUCAAAAACCCGAGAUAUAUCUUCAGAUCUGAUUCAAACACUGAUCCACUUUCCUUGACGCUGAGCCCAAAGCUAUGUUUCGCUCAUCAAGGGGCUAUCGGGACUAACCUCAGGGUGUCGUACACAUACACAAACCAACAAUCAGAGUCUGUUGAUGCAUGGGCAACAUUGUCAAACGUCAUUACAACAACCGGAACUACAUCGUGGGAAUACAGCUGUGUCGAGGUCUUGACUGCUUUGAGCGCCAUCGCAACUGGAGGAAGCAGAUUUUUCCUGAAUACAGUAAUUGUCUAUCGUUCCGGAGAUAUGUACAUCGAUGAAGUGUACAUGGGUACAACAACGCCCACCACUGAUGCUGGAAUCGCGAUGCAACGUCUAAAGGCAGCCACACCAAACGGUGUACAAGUAGAUAGUGUCACAGUGACUGGGUCAGCAGGUAGUCACCAAGUUACCAUUGUCCCGCUUAAUUGUGGAUACAAUUUCCCACUUUUCACUUCCGCUUCGUCACAGACUCCUUCUGGGGCAAACGUGGCCGGGUCCAGAGUUCAAGCAGCAUCUCCUCCGAUCCAGGGCACGUUUACUGUAACAUUUUUAGGAACGACAACUCCUGCAAUGCCGGCCGACAUUGAUACAGACAGUUUAGCAGACAACUUGAAGUCAAUUGAGGGUCUCAAUGAUGCAUCGGUUACAAAAGACGGAGAUUGCGCCAAUUUCAAUUGGAUGAUAACUUACGACUCUUUGGCCGGGGACCAGGCGCUAAUUCAGGUUGACUCUAGUCGUCUUACAGGAGAAUCUGUUGUCAUGCUACCUAAAGAUGUGACAGACGGCCAUGUUGUUUUUGAUCCUAUACCAGGGGAAUUACUCAGAGUUCCCGAUAGUAAAGCACAGGUGACGACAUUUAUCAAUGAUGUGCCGACUAAAUGUUCUGGAACAUGUGACUUUGAAUGGUUAAUGAGUAGUACGCCUACAGUAACAGGCAUAUCUCCGGGUACAGGGGUCCCUGGUACAGUCGCUACCAUCUCCGGGACGGGGUUUAGUGGAACACCUGCUGACAAUUCUGUAAUGAUUGGAGGCACGGCCUGUGUUGUGACUGGAUCCACAUCUACAUCAAUUACUUGUACAAUUGGCAGCGGCCCAGAGGGCAUUUACAAGGUAGAUGCCAAUGUGGCUGGUUCUGGAAUGGCGCAACACAGUGGUGGUGACGUCAGUUACAUCUAUACUACAGGAAUCAACAGUUUCACACCAUCGUCCAGUAGUUUAGGCGGUGGCGUAAAUCUGACUGUUGAUGGAUAUGGCUUCAGGAGCGAUGCAACAGUGACCGUAGAUGGUCAAAACUGUCCAGUCAUCUCCACAUCCCCUGACCAGAUAGUGUGCGUCAUACCUCCCAAGACAUCAGCUGGGGCUGUAUCUGUGGUUGUGGCCAUGGCGGGAGUUCCAUCGUCUACAGCCUCAAGCUCAUUUACAUAUGAUUCUGGAAUCACCGCUCAGAUCUCUUCCAUUACUCCAACAACAUCAGGGGUUAAAGGUGGAGCUACAAUAACGAUCUCCGGGUCAGGAUUUGGCAGCUCUGGAACAGUAAUCAUCGGUGGUACAGUUGUCUCCCCUUCGAUAUAUUCGAACACGCAAGUGACCGCUACCCUUCCAUCGCUUACUCCAGGAUUGAAGGCUGUUCAAGUUGUCGUUGGAACAGAUGGCGCUGCUGUUCUUUCUAGCUCAAAUGCUGUGCCUACAGUUGACUACCUCAUGAAAGUCACCAACGUUUACCCACUUCAAGGCUCGCUCCAUGGAGGGACCAUGGUUACCAUUACCGGAGACGGUUUGGGUUCUGAUGCUGAAGUAAAAUUUGGAGAUACCGUCUGUGAUGUUGACGCUGCAACUGCUACGUCAACGCAGAUCGUAUGCAAAAUUGGUGACACAGGAAUAGUCCACAAUAUUGACAAUCAGGGAUCGCAUUUCGCUUUUGGCAUUGGUUAUGCUUGGAACCCAAAGAACCUACAAGUGAAUCAGGGUGACACGGUUCGCUGGACUUGGGACUACCCAACCUGGGUGGCCGGAAUGAACCCGAGAGUGCAACAGACCACUAAUGCUAGUUCUAUUGAAGCCGAAACCGAUGGUUUCAGUAGUGGUCCCACUGGAACAAAAACAGGCGCUUUUGAAUUCAAGUUUAAUACAUUGGGCACCAAAUACUUUUGGAGUGAUUAUGUAGAUAUCUAUACAACUACAUGGUUCCGAGGGUCCAUUAGCGUGGUAACCAAGGCAUCGUAUGUUGGAGACUUAAGUGUCAAAAUUGGUGGAAUUGAGGCUGUCUAUGACAAGAAUUCGGGUGUUGGCAACCCUUCAGCGUCCGGAUCCUGUGUCGGUACACUUAGUACUAUCUCCGGCUGUUCAGAUUCUGCACCUACGGGUGGAGGUUCUGGAAAGUUUAACUUCAAGUUCUGGUCAUGUCUGACACCAACAAUUACAUCAAUCAGCAGGAAUAAUGGAACAGCCAAUGAUGAUAUCGUUUUAACUGGAACUGGACUGUCAACCACUAAAUGCCAGAACGAGGUCUUGUUUGGUAGCGAUUCUUGUACAGUUUCCGCCGCCACUGCUUCAUCCCUUACAUGUAAGCUUGACUCAUCUUCAAGUCCCCCUGUCGGUGUACAGCAGGCAUUAGAUGUCCGUGUAGGAAACCUGGGAAGCGCCCGUAUAGCCAUUCCCGGCCAGAUAGCCAAGACAUUUGCUGCAAUUCCUGUUGUUUCUAGUUUCUCUCCUGUUUUGGGAUCAUUGGAAGGAAGUACACCACUGACCAUCACUGGAGCAGGAUUUCAAGGUACUAUGUCGGAUGUCACGGUGACAAUUGGGGGUUAUCCUUGCCCUAUCAACUCUCUCUCCUACACUAACAUUGUCUGUUUCACUCCAUCGUCGCUGACUGAUGGGACCAAAUCACUAGAGGUUAAGGUCAGUGCCGCAGGACAGAUGGUGACUGCAGAAUGUGAUGCCCAGUCAUGUGAUUAUACCUACGACCUUGGGUCUACUCCUAGCGUUGAGUCUGUUUCACCCACAACACUAGACGGUUCUUCAGCGACAUUGACUAUUACCGGGAAGAGAUUUGGAAGUACUAGAGCAGACGUAAGUGUGACUGUAGGGGGCGAGGUUUGCGCUGUAACAAUUGCUGCAGAUACCAAAAUACAAUGUACCAUUUCUGCUGUUCCAGUAGGCUCCCAGUCAUUGGUUGUAGAUGUUACGCCGAAAGGUCGCUCAAAGCACGACCCGUCACCCGUUACUGUCACUGGUCAAGCAGUGAUAAGUUCUGUCAGCCCAUCAGCCGGAAGUACUAACGGCGGCACCUCGGUUUCCAUCUUUGGUAAUGGAUUCGGUUCGGACGCCGGUGUCACUAUAGAUGGCACUGACUGCCCAGUUACCUCUGUAACACUCUCGCAGGUCGUCUGCACCACAGCUGCGCACGCUGCCGCAAAUAAUCUUGACCUUAUUGUAACAUCAGGAGGAACUACCUAUUCAAGUGAGACAUUUAGUCACACCAUUGGAGCCACGCCAGUGGUAGCAUCCGUCUCACCAACAUCCGGGUCUUCGGGAGACACUAUCACACUGAGCGGUUCAAAUUUUGGGGUAAACACAAUCGACAACAACGUCACUCUGGGUGACAGGGAGUGCACUGUGACGUCGGCCUCAACUACGGAGAUAACUUGCAUUGUUGGUAACUACAGGGCCGGAAGCUAUGAGUUACUAGUGGAUGUCGCAGGCAUUGGACUCUCAAAUAACGACAUUUAGACAUUUACCUUCGAUAUGUCUGCUUCUAGUAUCAGUCCCAAUUCAGGAAGUACAAGUGGUGACCAGACGGUGACAAUAUCAGGAUCCGGAUUUGAUAACACCACAUCAGUGACCAUUUGUUCCCAGCCAUGUAUCCGAUCAACCAAAUACAAUUCCACAGAAACACAAUUUAUCUGUGUCACACCUGCUUCAACAGGCACCACAACACAGGCCUGUACUGUAUCUAUCACCGUUAAUGCUGUCACUCAGACGCUUAGUUACACAUAUGAUUCGACAAAGACACCGGACAUCACAGGAGUAACCCCAACACGUGGUGGUACAGGAGGUGGGACACGUAUCACAGUUGCAGGUUCAGGAUUCGGAACGACAGCGUCUGACUGUGCCGUAAGUAUAGAGGGCAGUGUGUGUGCAGUCGUCAGCGUCAGUGCUAGCCAAAUUAUAUGUGACACGGGUUCUAUUCCCGCUUCAGUCCGAGGCAAGGUCCGAGUGGAGAUCGCCGGAAAUGGUCAAGCCAGACAGACUUCCGCGGAUUAUCAUUACGUUGAUGUCUGGUCAUCAGUGUAUUCCUGGGGAGGGGUGUCACUGCCAACAGAUGGUGACCUUGUCGUUAUCCAAGCCGGCCAAACAAUCUACCUAGACACGACCACCGCCACUCUCAAAAUGCUUCUUAUUCAAGGGGGAGAACUCAUUUUCGAUGACAACCAAGAUGUGGAAUUGAAUUCAGAAAUUGUUUUAGUCACAAACGGAGGACUGUUUCAGGUUGGAACAGAACAAACACCUUUUCAACACAAAGCAACCAUUACCUUACAUGGACAUCAUCGCAGUAAAGAGCUCCCAAUAUAUGGUACUAAGACGCUGGCUAUCCGUGAAGGCACAUUGGACCUGCAUGGUAUACCGACACCAGUUACCUGGACGAAACUUUCACAAACAGCUGCUGCAGGUACAAACGUUAUUAAACUCGACCAAGCUGUUAAUUGGAAUGUAGGAGAUCAGAUCAUCAUUGCCACAACUGGCGACAUGAAGUCACAGUCUCAGAACGAACUCAAAACCAUCACAGCGAUAGCCGGAGACCUAAAGACCUUGACCUUAGACUCUAAUCUCGCAAACGAGCACAUUGCCGUCACUGAAAGUUUUGGAACCAGCGCUAACGCAGCCACCAUGAAUUUUGCAGCUGAAGUCGGUCUCUUAACACAUAAUGUUAAAGUUCAGGGCACAAGUGACGCGCAGUGGAUUGAGAAAAUUGAAGCAUGUCCUGACGGCUUUGAUACUGGUGAGUUUGCCACCCAGACAUGUUUUCAAGGACGUUUUGGCGAAGAAAUGGGAAGCGAUCAAUUUGGCGGCCAAAUAAUGAUUCAUGCCCCCGAGUACGACACACAUAGAUCUACUGGCCGUUUACAAUAUGUAGAAUUAUUCCACAUGGGUCAGGCCUUUAGACUGGGACGCUAUCCUGUGCAUUUCCAUCUCAAUGGCGACAUGUCACACUGUUACGUCCGUGGACUGGGCAUCCAUGAAACGUUCAACCGUGCCGUGAAUAUACAUGGUACAAAAAAUCUGCUUGUUGAACACGUUGUUAUCUAUAACGUUAUGGGAGGUGCCUUCUUCUUCGAGGACGGCAUUGAGACUGGUAACAUUAUCCAGUACAACCUAGCUGUGUUCGUACGGGAGAGUUCAAGUCUACUUAACGAUGAUGUCACUCCAGCAUCCUUCUGGAUUACAAAUCCGAACAAUACACUCCAGCACAACCACGCUGCCGGUGGAUCUCACUUUGGAUUCUGGUACCGCAUGCAUGACCAUCCGGAAGGGCCAUCAUUUACCCGCUCUGUCUGUCCCAAACUGAUCACGUUGGGUACAUUCUUCAACAAUAGUGCUCACUCAUUUGGUUGGUUUGGUCUUUGGAUCUUUCCUACAUACACACCUAGAGUAGACGGUAUUUGUGGAUCUUCUGUGCCACAACCCGUAAAUUUUGAUACAUUCGAUGCUUGGAAUAACGAAAAAGGCGUAGAGACUGUGAACACCGGCGCCCUCCAGUUCAGUAAAAUCCGUGCAGUAGCAAACAAAAAGGCUGGAUUUGAAGGCAAACUUAUUGUGGAAGGUGAAGAUUCUUCAAAUCCGUCAAAUGAAGCUGCUAUCAAGGACUCCCUAAUUGUUGGUUACGCGUCAUUUUCACCUAAUUCUGUCUGUACUAAUGGAGCUAUUGUGCUUCCAUACGGAUUCAUGUUUGGGGUAACAAAUGUUGAAUUUGUCAAUUUUGAUAAAUCGAGCUGUUCCGCCUUUACCUGGACAAGAAUAGACGGUACAUGUGGUGACCAAUGUGGUGGGUACUAUUACAAAACAUCAGGUCUGACCUGGACAAAUUCUCCCAAUCGUGGCCGAUAUGAAUGGUUAUUCGAGGGCGUUCUACAUGAUCUUGAUGGCACUUUGUGCAACAGUGUAAAUUGUAAAGUCGUACCAAGUACUGGAACACUCCCACCCAGUUGUACUGCAUUCUCCGAUUUCAAUAACAGCAUACCCGCAAGUGUAUGUCCUUCUUCUGUCAAGUUCCACAGGUUUGGUUUUAAUAACAUUUUGCCUGCUUCUUUAGAAUUCAAGCAAACAAAUUUGACAAAUCAGUACGGAUCAUCCCUCGGCGAGUAUCGUGAAAAACGAAUCACUCACAAGGGCGGCUGGGUAGUAUUACUCGUUAGUACCGAGACCUAUUCUCUUACUUUUGUUGACGCUGCAAUCCAAACGAAUCUCAGUUUCUCUGGCACACUUUACCAUUUCGAGAACAAUGACUAUAUUUAUCUGCGUCAAAAAGUAAACAAGAAACCAGACAGACUAAAGAGUGACGCCCGUGGAUUUGUCGAGUCAUCUGAUGUGACUCUGGAUCCUAGCGUUCAUGUAAACGGGGACUGGACAUACGAUCAUUAUACCAACGAAAUCACAAUUCUUGUAAAAGGAAGUGGUGGAGCGAGCGGUAGAAAAAAGCGUGGUUCUCCCGCUUUGCCAACCGGUAUCGCCAGUAUAUCAUUCGAUUUUCAGGCCUUCAAAUGUUUCUACGCCAACUGUACACCACCACCGGAUCCUAACACAGUACCCCCUGUCACUCAGCGACCAUCGGAUUUCGUGUAUUGGUCAGAGGCAAACUCUUGGACUUGGCUUAACAAUACACUUCCAGUAGCCAAUACUGACCUGACUAUUCCACAAGAGGUGUGGAUGGUAGCAGACAUGGCUAUUCCCUCACUCAAUAAGUUAAUCCUGUAUGGCGUCUUGGAGUUUGAUCACGGCACGUCAGCUCCUUACCGUGACAUUGACCUCAAUGCCACCCACAUCAUCAUUCUGGGAGGGCGACUUAUAAUAGGAUGGCCGGAUGCUCCCUACCUCGGUAACUCUCAAGUCAUCCUUAGAGGCAGCUGGGAUAGUGACGAGUACACAGAUCUCACCAAUGCUCCAACUGUGGGGGCGAAGGCAAUUGGUGUAUUUGGAGGCCUUGACCUUCACGGGAUCGAUGUUGGGGUGUCAUGGACACGGUUAGCUUCGACAGCGAACGCCGGGGCAUCCACAAUCUCUUUAGCACAGGCUGUCAACUGGACUGCGGGUAGCGACAUCGUUCUAGCGACAACAAGUUAUGAUAUGUGGGAAACAGAGACAUUCAGGAUCACUGGAGUAUCUACUGAUGGACUGACGCUUACCCUUAACAGCUCGUUACUGUACAAACAUGUUGUCCAUUCGGAGACAAUAAAUGGAAAAACCAUCAGUCUUGGAGCCGAGGUUGGACUUCUCUCAAGAAAUGUCAAAGUCGUCGGCGAGGACUAUUCUAGAAUGUUUAAGGAAUCAUUUGGUGCCCGGACGUUAGUAGGAACAGCACAAAAAGGAAGCAGCCAGUAUAUUGGUUAUGCUCGCUUGAGCAAUGUGGAGUUUUUCCACACGGGACAGGAAAGCUACACCGAAUUCUACGAUGCACGAUUUUCAUUGACAUUCCUUGAUGGUGGAACAGUCAGCAAUAUUAAACCUUCAUACAUAAACAAAUGCGCCUUCCACAACGGGUUUUCUCCGGCUAUUGGUGUUUUCGGAACGCAUGGUUUGCCCAUAGAAGAUAACGUCGUUCAUCAUGCAAUCUGGUGGGGUAUUGAAACGUCUUCUGAUGAUACACGACUGCGCCGAAACCUGGUAACACUUGUUGUAUGGGAAGGAGCGUACCAAGACCGUCAAGAACCAUUCAACUUCCGCUACAAUGGUGGAAUUCAAGCUCCAGAUGCCAAGGCUAUUAUAAUUGAGGAUAAUGUUGUAGCGGGAGCUGAAAGGGUUGCCUACAGGUUAGGCGCCAUUGAAUGCGGUGCUGUUGGUUAUGGAAGUAAUCUGGCUCACAGUUCCCUAAUGGGAUUCGGGAUAUUUCCCGAAGACAAGUUAACAGUUUCAUGUGUUCAAAUUUCAAAUUUCACAGUUUGGAAAUCUCGAGACGGUGGUAUUUUUUAUGAGAACAGUCCAAGUGCGGAAAUAAAAGACGUUGUCCUAGUUGAAAACACUGUGGGUACUGCACCGUUUAUUGUUGGCCCAUCAGCUGUGGGGCAUGAAACUGCUGAUAAGUAUGUCUUAAUCAAAGAUUCGACAAUAGUUGGUGCGACAACUUCUUUUGACUGCACAUCUGACGCAUUGAAAUCUGAUGAAAAUGUUCAAUUUAGCAGCCAAGGCCGCACGUGGAACACAGAUGGUAGUCACAUCGGCGUUGGGUUUACUAAUUUCUUCCAAUCAUCCAAUAAUAUGCCAAUGAAGCCACAUUAUGGGACCAUGUCUUACUCUUCGGUGUUCGGAGUAAUGAAACUUGACGGUGUGUCAUUUGCUCAUUUCAAAACAACUUGUGGCAGGAACGACUUCGCUGUAACCACGAAUGCGAAAGGCGACGAUGGCCAACAUCCGAUUGAAUCGAAGAACGCAUUUACCACUGAUGUAGCAACAAAUAACAAAAUAUUCUAUCACAGGCCAAAUGUGGGAAAAAUUAACAGUGCCGAUUGUGUGGAUAUGGACUGUGAUGGUCUGAAAAAGGAUUUGUUUACUGACCAGGACGGUACUUUCCUUGGAAGUGUUGGAGCAGUUAUUUCAGAAUCGGAAUGGCAGUGGGGUGGUGAUCCACGCAGAGGUCUUGGUGAUUACAGAAUUCCAAAAACAAUGCUUAGAACAAAUGGAACGCGCAUACCGGUCAAUAAUAUAGCACCUAACAAAGGUAUCAUCCGCAACAGCAACUGUGUUUUACACUCGGCAUGGCAGGCUUAUGAGUGUCACAACCUCAACUACAGGAUUCUUAUCAUCGAAAGUAUGGAUUCGGACACUGAGACCCGCCGAGUAUCACCUGUUGCUAUUCUGGAGACGG
Molecule: messenger RNA, 11245 nt
Organism: Ylistrum balloti
Lineage: Eukaryota; Metazoa; Mollusca; Bivalvia; Pectinida; Pectinidae
Product: fibrocystin-L-like
Source: RefSeq, a predicted model, not a curated record